GGCGCGCAGGGGCUGCCGGGGGCCGGGCCGUGCGCGGGGGCCGGCGCCGAUGGCGGCAGGCGCAGGGGGCGGCUGAGGGAGCCGCCGGUGCCCGUCGCGUCCAUCCGCCGCCGACGCCUCGCCCGCCCUGUCCCUCCGCCCGCCGCUAUGGAGGCGCUGAUCCCCGUCAUCAACAAGCUGCAGGACGUGUUCAACACGGUGGGGGCCGACAUCAUCCAGCUGCCGCAGAUCGUGGUGGUGGGCACGCAGAGCAGUGGAAAGAGUUCUGUGUUGGAAAGUCUUGUGGGGAGAGAUCUGCUCCCACGAGGUACUGGAGUUGUCACCCGGAGACCCCUUAUUCUUCAGCUGGUGCACGUUUCCCCGGAGGAUGGUCGGAAAGGAGCUGGAGAUGAAAAUGACCCUGCUACAUGGAAAAAUCCAAGACACCUUGCUAAAGAGGUAGAUGCUGCAGAAUGGGGUAAAUUUCUUCAUACCAAAAAUAAGAUCUAUACAGAUUUUGAUGAAAUUCGUCAGGAAAUAGAGAAUGAAACUGAAAGGAUUUCAGGAAACAAUAAGGGGAUCAGCCCUGAACCAAUUCAUCUUAAGAUUUUUUCAGCUAACGUUGUGAAUCUGACUCUUGUGGACUUGCCUGGAAUGACAAAGGUGCCUGUUGGUGAUCAGCCUAAAGACAUUGAACUUCAAAUCAGAGAGCUCAUCCUUCAGUUCAUCAGUAACCCCAAUUCUAUUAUCCUGGCAGUCACGGCUGCUAACACAGACAUGGCCACUUCUGAAGCACUGAAAAUAGCCCGGGAGGUGGAUCCAGAUGGUCGAAGAACCCUUGCUGUUAUCACAAAGCUGGAUCUCAUGGAUGCUGGCACUGAUGCUAUGGAUGUGCUCAUGGGAAGAGUGAUUCCAGUCAAACUUGGCAUCAUUGGAGUAGUGAAUAGGAGUCAGCUGGAUAUUAACAAUAAGAAGAGUGUGGCUGAUUCCAUUCGUGAUGAGUAUGGGUUUCUUCAAAAGAAAUAUCCUUCCCUCGCCAAUCGAAAUGGAACCAAGUAUCUUGCUAGGACAUUGAACAGAUUGCUGAUGCAUCAUAUCAGGGAUUGCUUGCCAGAACUGAAAACCAGAAUUAAUGUUUUAGCUGCCCAGUACCAGUCUCUACUGAACAGCUAUGGGGAACCUGUUGAAGACAAAAGUGCUACUUUAUUGCAGCUGAUCACCAAAUUUGCCACAGAAUAUUGUAACACUAUUGAAGGAACAGCAAAAUACAUAGAGACUUCAGAGCUAUGUGGUGGAGCCAGAAUCUGUUAUAUCUUUCAUGAGACUUUUGGAAGAACUUUAGAAUCUGUUGACCCUCUGGGUGGCCUUAACACAAUUGACAUUCUGACUGCCAUUAGAAAUGCCACUGGUCCCCGUCCUGCCUUGUUUGUUCCUGAAGUUUCCUUUGAGUUGCUGGUAAAAAGGCAAAUCAAACGUUUGGAAGAACCAAGCUUGCGCUGUGUGGAGCUGGUUCAUGAGGAAAUGCAGAGGAUUAUCCAGCAUUGUAGUAACUACAGUACACAGGAGUUACUGAGGUUUCCUAAACUGCACGAUGCCAUAGUUGAAGUAGUAACCUGUCUUUUGCGUAGGAGACUUCCUGUCACAAAUGAAAUGGUUCAUAAUCUGGUGGCCAUUGAGUUAGCUUAUAUCAAUACCAAACAUCCAGACUUUGCUGAUGCCUGUGGGUUAAUGAAUAACAACAUAGAGGAACAAAGGCGGAACAGGUUAGCCCGGGAAUUGCCUUCUGCUGUGGCACGAGACAAGUCUACUAAAGCCCCAGGUGCACUGGCACCUGCUUCCCAGGAGACUGUUACUGCUGCUUCUGCUGAGGCUGAUGGCAAGACUCCUGCUGUAGGAGAUGCGACUCAGGAGCCUGGAACAGGCACCUGGAGAGGAAUGCUGAAACCCUCCAAAGGAGAAGAGGUAGCAGCAGAUGAAAAAGCCAAGCCAGCUGCAGUGCUACCUGCUAGUCCUCAAAAAGGACAUGCUGUAAAUCUAUUAGAUGUGCCUGUGCCUGUUGCACGCAAACUUUCUGCCCGUGAGCAACGAGAUUGUGAAGUGAUUGAACGACUUAUUAAAUCUUACUUCCUUAUUGUCAGGAAAAACAUUCAGGACAGUGUGCCAAAGGCAGUGAUGCAUUUUCUGGUGAACCACGUGAAGGACACUCUCCAGAGUGAGCUGGUGGGCCAGCUGUACAAAUCCCUGUUGCUGGAUGACCUUCUCACGGAGUCUGAGGACAUGGCACAGCGCAGGAAAGAGGCUGCUGACAUGCUAAAGGCCCUGCAGCGAGCCAGCCAGAUCAUUGCAGAGAUCCGUGAGACACAUCUUUGGUGAAGACUGUAUCAGCCACACUAUUUAUAUGCAUUGGAGGUUACAUUGGCUUGACAAUUGCUAGGCAUGGUAUACGGAGUAGAAUUUUUAUUUAUGAACUCCUCUUAUCUGUGUACUGCAACUGUGUAAAUCUGCUCAUGUAAAGACAGUUGGUUUGAUUUGCAAACAGAAAAAUGCUGUAUUUUGCAAAAGAAGUCGUAUUUAAUCCAUAUAAUAAAUGGCUCUAAAUGUUUCCUUACCAGGUUUCUGGUGCAAAUUAAAGCAGACCAAGUCUUCUGUAUUAGUGACAGUCUCAUUUGAACUUGGGGAAAACGUUCAAGUUCCAGUGCCUGACUUGCUGAACAGGUUGCCUGUGGUUAAGACGGCCGGUGUAGUCUUGUGGCAUAGUUUUAAGCUGCUUUUCCAGUAGAAGUUUCAAUACUGUGAAGAAAAGAGAGCACCGAGUAUUUUCUUUCAUGAAUAUAUUGCAUGCACUGUGACAAAUGGAGGUCUCCAUUUUAUAGCACAGUAGAGAUGUCGAGCGUAUUACUAUGUAUGUGUGUUCCCUUUUUUUUUUUUCUCUUUGUCCCCAAAUGUUUCAAUGGCAGACAAAACUUCAGACUUGAUUUCAUGGAGUAUCAUGUAGGAAGAAUUAGCCUGGAGCUUGCGAACAAGAACAGCCUACCAAAAAGUGGCUGCAGAGUUAUUAAUGUGCACUGGAGCUUGUGUAUGAAUGUUGGGGUUUAUAAUCAGGCACAAGGACACCUUCCCCUUCCUCCCCUCUGGGACCAAGCCCCUGGACCAUCUGUUAGUAAAUUUGCUCUGGCAGAACUGAAAAAUAAAACUGGAUUUCAAAACUGUAAUGGGAUAAUAAGCGUUUCUUUUAAAAACAGAUGAAGUUGGCCAGGGAGAAGGGGAUGCCCACAACUUCUGCAAAUAUUGGAAUGUAUGACAGUAUGAAAGAAAGUCUGUGGAAUUGGAAUAUUUAUAUCAGAGAUUACAGUUGCUUUUGAGGAAAUUUUAUUGUGCUGUAAGUAGCUUUUUUUUUUUGAGGACAAUCGUAAAAUUAUAAAAUUUUAGGUUGGAAAUUAAGUUGAUGAGGUUUCUUUUUUUCUUCUGAUUAUAAUUCAUACAGAUAAAUAUUGAUCACACUAGCCUUGACAAAAUAAACAUUUUAAUUUUUAUGAAUAAAAAUUUAUUUAAACUCCA
Messenger RNA from Prinia subflava (tawny-flanked prinia), 3537 nucleotides. RefSeq names its product dynamin 1 like (gene DNM1L). Gene Ontology annotation, molecular function: microtubule binding; GTPase activity; GTP binding. Gene Ontology annotation, cellular component: cytoplasm; membrane; microtubule. Bases 148 to 2352 code for a protein of 734 amino acids. NCBI's taxonomy places the organism in Eukaryota, Metazoa, Chordata, Aves, Passeriformes, Cisticolidae. The transcript is spliced from 20 exons. The record is from RefSeq and is a predicted model, not a curated record. Gene Ontology annotation, biological process: mitochondrial fragmentation involved in apoptotic process; mitochondrial fission.